UAUGAGCAGUUUCUGGGUGAAGUGAAUGUGCAUGUUUUUGAGGACUGGUGUGGAGAAACUGUUGAUCAGUUAAGAAAAGACCAGCUGUUCCCUCUGUUUCCCCACUCUCGAACCACAAUAAACCGGCUUGCUGUUUAUCCGAAAUGGGAAAACUACGGACUGAGAAUCUUUGGAUACCUUCACCCUGGAGAAAAUGGAGAAUACAUUUUUGCUAUCUCCUCUGAUGGUAAUUCAGAGUUCUGGCUGAGUGAGAACGAAAGCCCGGAGGGACUCAAACUUCUAGCCUUCAUUGGCAAGACCGGAACAGAAUGGACAGCACCAGGAGAAUAUGAGAAAUUUGCAUCCCAGACAACUCAGCCUGUACACCUAGAAAGACGUGAGCAGUAUUACUUUGAAAUCAUCUACAAACAAAGUAAAGGAAUGGAUCACAUGGAAGUUGCAUGGCGUCUGAAUUCUGAGGACAGCAGUUUUGAGGUGAUUACAGCAGCGUAUCUGUCUCUCUAUAUAGAUGAUUCUUCCUCAAUGGAAAUGGACACUGACACAAUCUCCCAAACUUUAGCCACUCAGUUUUUAAGUCCUGACCCUUUUUUAAAGCCUGAAGUGGACAUGGUUAACGAAGACCCUCGAGAUGUUAUCUACAAAAUACCACUGCUGAAUGAUUCUGAGCUGCAAGAUGUGGUUCCCAGCUGUGCUUACAGACCCAUUUAUAUAUUUGAUAAUGCAACCAUUGUGAGAUAUGAAGGCAUAAAUCAUGUUCGUUACUCUACAAUAUACCCCAAUGAUCACACAAGACUAUCAGAUGAAGACAUGCAGGGACAGCUUUGCUUUUACAAAAAUGAUGAAAGAGGUGGAUUUGAUUCAUAUCUGAAGAUUGAAGGUGAACCUGAAGGAAAAACUAAAGUCAUCGAAGGAGAGGAACCGAAAAAGAAUCCAAAAUGGAAUCAGGUCUUUAAUGUGAACCCUGUGGACUUCAAUUCAAAGCAGAACGAUUUCUGUGUGAACACCUGUAAAAAAGCUGGAAACAUUAUAAUGCAGAAGAAAGACGCCAUGAUUAUAGUCGAUGCCUUCAUGAGACACCUGCAAUCUAAACCCAACAAUGAUUUGGUCCUGAAGCGGGUGCUGAAUGUGGAAAAGAAGUAUAAUGAUACUGAAGGCACUCGCUACCUGAUAGAGCUGGAGAUGGAGAAUCGGGAGGGGAAGAGUGUUCUGAUGUCCAAGUACCUUUACAGUGGAGCGAUGAAGAAUGGGGAUCCACUUGUACUUUGCAAUGCAAAAGGCUUCGCUUGGAACCCAGAAGUAACAGUACAUGUUAUUUUAGCAGUGAAAAACCAGGGGAGAUGGGUCAAGUACUUUAUUAAAGAGCUGGAGAACGUAUACAAAGUCACCGGAGACAAAAACUUUAACAUCAUCAUUGUGGACUUCAACAGCCAUGACAUCAAUAUAGAGAAGGAACUGAAAAUUGCAAAGCUACCCAGCUACCAGUUUAAGAAACUGGAUGGACGUUUUGCCAAAGCACAAGGAAUUCAAGUUGGAGUGGAUCUUGUUAGGGAUGACAACAGUAUUUUGUUCAUGGUUGACCUUCACAUCCACUUUCCUCCAGUCUUAAUACAGAAUGUACGUAAACACUGCGUGCAGGGAAAAAUGGUGUUUGCUCCUGUUGUGAUGAGACUGGAUUGUGGAGCGACGCUCGAAGCACCUAAAGGUUUUUGGGAAACUGAUGGUUAUGGUCUGGUGGGAAUCUACAAAUCAGACAUGGACCGUAUUGGAGGAAUGAACACAGCAGAAUUUACAGACAAGUGGGGAGGAGAAGACUGGGAGUUGCUGGACAGGAUUAUACUGAACAAGCUGGAGGUUGAACGACUGAACAUCAGGAAUUUUGCACAUUUCUACCAUUCGAAACGGGGCAUGUGGAACAAGACGUAA
Molecule: messenger RNA, 1923 nt
Organism: Trichomycterus rosablanca
Lineage: Eukaryota; Metazoa; Chordata; Actinopteri; Siluriformes; Trichomycteridae
Product: beta-1,4-N-acetylgalactosaminyltransferase 3-like
Exons: 17
Cellular component (GO): Golgi cisterna membrane
Molecular function (GO): acetylgalactosaminyltransferase activity
Source: RefSeq, a predicted model, not a curated record